CUCAAACGAGGAAGUGCGUGUGAACGAAAGUUUGAAAUAUUUCAACUUAUUUAAAGACACACGGAAGUAAGAUUGAAGUCAGUUUAACUUGAAACGACUGAGAUACUUCGACUGUCUCUAACAACAAGAGACAAAGAUGGGGCAAAUAGAAUGGGCGAUGUGGGCAAACGAGCAGGCCAUAGUCAGCUCAGUUGUGACGAUAUUAGGAGGAAUAAUAGCAAUUGCAGGACAGUUUAACCGCUGGCAAAUUGGCAUAUAUGCCAUAUCUGUGGGCUUUCUGGUCUUCCUGCUUGAGUACCCGCGGGGGAAGAGACAGAAGGGAAAUACAAUAGAAAGAAUGUAUCAACAGUACAUGACCAGAGUAAUCCGUUGCGGUGGCCCAGUCACCAGAAAUUACUACGUGCGAUUUGUACUUCAUUUGGUAAUUUGUGUGCCAUUAGUUUUCAUUUUACCCACACUACUUGGCGGGGCGAGCCUGUUGAUCACAAGUGCAAUCUACUUUGUGGCUGCAAUUAAAGGAGAGGAAUGGAAGCCAGUUGGUCUUGACAGGAAGCAAAGCCCUUCGAAAAAGGCUGGUCCAAAAGCUUCUAUCAGCCGCCCACCCAAGAGAGCCCCGCCUCGUGGUCCUCAGCCAGCCAUAGCUGAGGCAGAGGAAACAGAGUUGCCCAACAAAUACUGAGUUCUCUUCCCUUUGAACACACAGCCUUGUCUUUCCACACUCACUGUCAUGACUGAAUAUCAUCAGGAUGUUUGACUCAUGUGUGAAUAUUUUGUUUACAUAUACAUGUAGAUGUGUUAAAGAUCAAACAAAAUACAAAACUGAUAAAACAAUAAUUAUAGUAUUAUGGUGAUAGAAUUGUAUAACCUUCAUUUCAGCAUGGGAAACCUAGCUGGCAAUUAAUUGUAAUCAUGAAUAUUGUGAAUUUACUGAAAGGAGAAGAAGACAUAAAAAUGAUGGCAAAGUCAAAACUUAUUUGAAAAUAUUAUCUUUAAUAUUUCUUUUUUUAUUUCGAGAGAAAAGGGUAUUUGAAAAUAUUUUUGUACGGUGGGUAGUUGGGACCAACUUUGGUAUUUAUCGUUGCCUUAAUUAUGAUAAUAUUCAUGAACAUAAUAAAAAUAUAAAUAUGAUCCAAAUUGAGGUGUAAUUCAUUUGUUAGCAGAAAAGAACAAAUUGUAGUGCAAAAAUAUUUAUUAAACCUGUGUUACAUCCUCAUUUAUGACAUUAAACGAAGACUUUAAAUGCCAAAAGGUAGCCCAAAAUACCCACAGUACAAAAAUUAUUUUCGAGUGUCUUUUUCUCCUUAAGGAAAAGUCGGAAUAAUACUGAAGACCACAUUUAGGAAUAACCUUUCGCACCCUUUCAUCUGAACUUUAUGUCAUCUUUAUGUUUUCUCCACCUUUAAAUUAUGUCAUUGUUAAGUCGAAUUGACUGUAAUUCUUUUGACGUGUGGCUCUUUUAUUGUUGAAUUAUUAAGUCUUUGGACUCCAAACAGAGCCAGAAUGCCCUGCACAACAAUAACUUACCUGAUAAUACUAAAAUGCUUUUACCCACACAUACACAUGCAGGUGUUGUUCAUAUGACUUCAACAUUAAUCAUUAAUUGAGAUAUUUUCCCUAUUAACAAUAUAUUUAUGAGAAAGAGUGUGCCAUUUAAAAAUGUCACUCACGUAAAGUUUUUACAAUGUAUGAUUUUUUAUUUUGUAUUUUUGAUACCAUCUCAUUCAUAUUCUAUGCCGGAUAACCAUGCAAUGAUAAACACUUUGCAGUUUGUCCAUUUUUUUUAAACCCC
Molecule: messenger RNA, 1789 nt
Organism: Liolophura sinensis
Lineage: Eukaryota; Metazoa; Mollusca; Polyplacophora; Chitonida; Chitonidae
Product: cytochrome b-245 light chain-like
Exons: 6
Coding region: 137-679 (180 amino acids)
Molecular function (GO): heme binding
Source: RefSeq, a predicted model, not a curated record